Molecule: messenger RNA, 455 nt
Organism: Symbiodinium pilosum
Lineage: Eukaryota; Dinophyceae; Suessiales; Symbiodiniaceae
Source: the annotation of a GenBank genome assembly
GCGAAGCGACACUACACGGCUGCGCGCAAAGCUUCCGCGCUGAAGGCGAAGCAGGUGAAGGCUGGUCAACGGAGACCGGGGCCCUCGGCGCCUUUGCCUGUGCCAAUGCCAGCUCCAGCAACUGCGCCGAAACCUUGCCAGGUGAACCUUCCUCGAGCUUCAACUGUGCAGUCUUCAGCGCAAUGUACUUCAGCCACUCCAGUUUAUGCGCCCCUGGUCCGAACGGUCAGCGUGCCUGGGACCAGUGUCGAGCUUUACGCGGCGAAGCGCAGGGCCAAAUCCGCCUACAUACCCUUGCGGGCCUGGGCUUUUCGCGCAGCAGCCAAGCCAAAGACCGUGGCCAAGAACCAGCAGCCAGCUGAACCAGCCCUCACAGCGAAUGAGGCACUGGUGGAAAACAGCGAACCCUUGCCGGGUCGUACAGGACGCCGCGAGAUCCUUGUUAGACAGCGCAG